AUGGAUCUUCCAAUUGAUGAUGACCCAUCAAUCAAUGGAGUCACGGGUCAAGAAUGCAACCCGUUUUCAACCAAAUCAAAAGAAUCCGAAUCCAUCUGCUACACAAACGAUGCAGAAUACGUUGAUCCAGAUCCGGGUCACACCUUCGAAAACGUUGAACAACAAGUAUUCGGAUCCGGAUCCGAAUCCAACACCUUCCCUUCAAUGUCAGGUUUCGUAGAACAAGCCUUAUCAAUUUCAAAAAACCUCUCUGAAACCGUCAUGAAAGGAUUCAAACCAGAAUCCAUACCUGUUUACACAGCUUUAGUAAAAGAAUUCGCAACAUUCGAUCGUUGGUUCUCAUCUCUCCCGGGUCCAACCCAACCCAUUAGACUAUUCGUUUACUCUGCAACUUCAUUCGGAUCCACCAGCCAUGACAAGAAACAACUUGCAAUAGGAUACCCACAAAAAACCAUUUUCGAUUCAUUAUACGAAAACGGUUACAAUUUUGGAAUCUAUUUCCAAAACAUACCAACAACGUUGUUCUAUAGAAACAUGAGGAAACUUAAGUAUGCUUUUAAGUUUCAUUCUUAUGAUUUUAAAUUCAAAAAGGAUGCUCGAGAUGGGAAACUACCGAAUUUGACGGUUAUUGAACCGAGGUAUUUUGAUUUGAAGGGAUUUGCAGCAAACGAUGAUCAUCCGUCGCAUGAUGUUGCAAAUGGUCAGAAACUUGUGAAGGAGGUUUACGAGACUUUGAGGGGAAGUCCUCAAUGA
Molecule: messenger RNA, 753 nt
Organism: Impatiens glandulifera
Lineage: Eukaryota; Viridiplantae; Streptophyta; Magnoliopsida; Ericales; Balsaminaceae
Product: non-specific phospholipase C6-like
Exons: 2
Coding region: 1-753 (250 amino acids)
Biological process (GO): phospholipid catabolic process
Molecular function (GO): hydrolase activity, acting on ester bonds
Source: RefSeq, a predicted model, not a curated record